AUGGAAGAAGCAGGGGAUUUUCGUAAAAUGAAUUACGAUAUCUCUAAGUAUAACAGGUCCAAAACGGGAGGGAAAGAGGAACUAAGUGCUUGUAUAGUGGAUAUCCAAUUUAUAAAACGACAGAAAAAAAGCAAGGGUUAUGAUAUAGGCAAGAAAGUCAAUGGUGGAAAGAGGCAUAUAAUCACAGCAUUUGUGCUUGUUUGCUAUGUCGGAGCUGCCAAUGAGAGCGACAGAGAUAGUAUAAAAAUAGCAUUAGAUAACAUGAAGAAAAAAAUAUAA
Cinara cedri is the source of this 279-nucleotide messenger RNA. Lineage: Eukaryota; Metazoa; Arthropoda; Insecta; Hemiptera; Aphididae. The record is from the annotation of a GenBank genome assembly.